Messenger RNA from Dibothriocephalus latus, 453 nucleotides. Lineage: Eukaryota; Metazoa; Platyhelminthes; Cestoda; Diphyllobothriidea; Diphyllobothriidae. The record is from the annotation of a GenBank genome assembly.
AUGGUUGGCGUCUUCCCGCUUUUCAAGCUGGGUAUCCUGGCUGCCAAACAAAUCAGUCGCCCCAUCGUAAACAACCUAAAGCGCCGAGCAAAGAGCAAUGCCUUCUUCCACCGUUAUAUUUGCACUCCCCCAGGACAGCUCUACCACCUUUGGGAUACUCGAAUAAGGUUGAAGCUUCUCGGACUGGAAACGCCCAAAACGGUGAAGAAGCUAUCAGAUGAUGCGGCGGCUGACAUUGGCGCUGAAAUUCUCGGGGAGUUUGUAAUGUUUACGAUCGGAACGGGUCUGCUUGUUCUGGAAUACCGUCGACAAUCAAGGAAUGAAGCCGAGAAAGAACAGCGAUUACAGGAUCGGCUAUCCGGCCUUCGGUCUUCCAUUGAUGAGUUAGAGAGGCAGUUGCAGUUCCAUGAAGAAAAACUGGUUGAACUAAAUAGACACUUGCCACACCGAUGA